AGGUCCAACACUUUCAAAAAAAUCGAACUUAGAAAUCGCAUUUUACUUCGUGAAAUAGUCAAGUAUUGCUUUAUUGUUUUGUUUUUACGCUCCUAGAUAUCAAUCAUCUCCAAACCGCACUUGAUUAUAUCCUCCUCCUAGUUAGAAGUGGAGGAAAACUUUUUUCGACGUAUACGAUGCCACGACAUUGAGCUGUAGUCGCAAGGCCUGCGUUCUUGGCUGCGUGUGCUUGCCUGCUCAGAUCGUAUUCUCGAGACCUCCGCUUUUUGCAUCAGCUGCUUGGUAAUUCAAAUUUCUUUCGACACGGAUUCAAAAAUUUAUUAUUCUCAUCUGAAGCACUAGCACGACAUCGGAGGACUGGGUGAAAGGAAACGAAAAGCAAAGAGAACAACUGCAACAAGCCGCACGACUCAAAGACAUCGUCCAAAAGAUGGACGAGAGGCAGCAGAAGAUGGAGGCGGCGCAGCGCGCCAUGCAAGCUGUGGGCAUGAACAUGGAUGACAUGCUCGAGUACAUGCUGCAGAAGAAAGUUAAGGAACAGCAGAACCAGAACCAGAACAGCAUGCAGAUGAACAACAAUGACCCGACCCAAUACAGCCAGUACUGGCAACAGCAAGGGCAACAGUCUCAUCCACAAAACACGACGAACAACAACCUGGGUACUAACAUGAACAACAUGCAGCAGAAUAUGCAGCAGAAUAUGAAUGUGAAUACGCCGAUGAACAACUAUACAAAUCUGCAGCAGGAGCAGUAUCAACAGCAACAGAACUAUGCGAACAGGAACCAGCUACAGCAGGACAACAGUAUGCAGCAGCAAGCCCUUCAGGCUGCCGCGUUACUGCUGAACGGGGGGAAAGGGAACAACAAUGCAAACGCGUCGUCCUCCUCAAAUUCGUCAAACUGGCAAAAUAUUAGCCACGUCAACUCUGGUAAUUCCAACAUGCAAAAUAACGCGGCCGCUGCGCUGGUAGGAAAUAACGCGAUGCAGCAACAAAACUACUCAAAUGACCCAAUAAACCAGACGACCAACCAGGGCAGUGGUAGUUCUUGGAUGAGCGGAAGUGAUCAGCAAUGGGGCAACAAGAAUGCCGGCGCCAACAGUACUGGAUCGUGGGGCGGCAUUAGCCAGAAUCAGCAUGAUCAUCAGCACGGUGGAAUAAACAACAAGGGCAAUUGGUCCUCGUCGGGUAAUGCGAAGGGAAAUAAAAGUGGUGGCAAGGGAAAUAAUCAUCUGCACCAAGGGAAUAACAACAACUAUACGAGCGGCGCGAUGCAAAAUUUCAAUAAGGCUAAUAACUCGUGGCAAGACCACCACCAGGGACACAGUAGUGGGAUGAACAACAUGAAUGUGGCCGCUUCAGAUACAACGAAUGACUGGUACCACGACGGGAGCACCAAUUAUAGUACGACCAACAACAAGACCACCCAACAACAGAACCAGCCCCACAACUCUUCCUGGAUGAGCUCCAUCGCAGCCAGAGUUGGAGCAGGUUCUUCGUCAUCAUCUGGAGGCAACAACAAAAACCAGUCGGCCGCGGAUUUCGUCAAGGGACUGCUCGGAACGUGGAACGACAACGGCAGUUCCGCUGAUAGUAACAUGGAACAACAAAGGAAUCAGAAUUUUUCGUCCACGACCCAAGCCUCCACCACUAACGACCGUUUUGCCGCGAUCAUGGCACUGGCGGAACAACAGCAGGAUACUAGUAGAAAUAGUAGUACAUCGGUGGGCAACAACCACAACAACUAUGGCCACAGCAACCUCCAGAGUGGCGGCAAGUUCGGUAGUGCUGUCUCGGCCGCAAAGACGAAAGGCGGGGGUAAGCAUUCGAAGUCGAAUAGUGCUUCCACCUCCUGGAAUAACGAUUCUUGGUCUUCUGCGACGCUGAACAAGGGCAAUAAUAAUUCUAGCGCCUCGUCUUCCUUCACAAAUGAUUACGCUUCUGCUCCUCACUACACAGCCGGCGGUAGUAAAGGAGCCAGCACGUCAGGCGGUGGAACUUCUGCAAAGAACACUCAGAAAGGAAAAGGGGGUGGCAAGAUGAAUAAAGGCAAUAAAGGGUUCAAUAAUUACAACGGGAUGUCGAAGGCGUCGGGUCACCAAAACAACUGGAAUGCAGAGCACCAGCUUCUAUCUUCGGCGCAGGAUCAACAACAACAGCAGGCGAAGGGUAAGGGGAAGAAAGGGAAAAAGAAGGGCUUCAAGUCUGCGGACCCGGCGGACAAGGGGGUGAACUGCAAUCUCCGCACCGCGAAUAAGAAUUUGAUAAGCGAGAACAUCCUCGUCACCGACGCAGAGCAGGCGUUGCGGAACCACAAUUUGAAGGCCAACAAGCAGGACUACGAGCGGCGCCAGCAGGAGCGCGUGGACCGGAUGAAUUCGGCCGCCGGGAAAGAACCGCAAAAGGACAGCAAGGCCGCGGCGCGGGGCGGGAAUAAAGACGCCGCGAAGGGAGACGCCGCCACGUCCUUCCUGCUGGACUUCACGAACAACAUCGAAGACAUUCUGUGUCGCGGACAGCUUCCCAGUACACUGGUCCCGCAGGGGGCAGCUGCUUCUGCGGGAGCAGGCGCCAACAAGCGAAAGCGGGGGGAGAUGGAACAGCAGCAGCAACAGCAAACUGGCACGAAUAAAACUAACGCUGGGGCGAGCACGAACGAAAGCGAAAACGCACAGCACACCCUGAAAAAACCCAAAAAUGUGACUGAUGAAAGCAAAGUGAACUGGAUCAGCAAAACGAAAACAGCGGACGGUUCGGAGGGAGUGAAUAGCGAGAAUAUUAAACCGAAAAGCAAUCGGGAGGUCCUGGAAGCUGCGUUGCGGGACGGCGAAGAUCCGGGGAGUGAGAGCAGCGACGAAGACAUGUCAAGCCCCGGCCCCGGAUCCGCAGAAGUGAAAGAUGGCGCAGGUUUUGUUGGGAGCAGCGGUCAGCAUUCUCUAGACGACAAAAGCACGGUGCUAGCACCGACGCCAAAAACGCAAGGCAUUCUUGAUGCGGAGAGCAGCACCCCGUCAACCAGCACUUCUCUGAGAGAUGAAGUCGGGGUGCAAAGCAAAAACAACCCGUUUCUGUUUUGCAGUGACGCGACUGCCACGGGUUUUAUGGACAACCACUCAACUACAAGCGUCCAACAUCUUCCGACUGGAAUUAUAAACGAUGGGAUAAUUCUUGUGCCAGCUCUUAGUCCCUCCUCGCCUGGUGCUGAAGCGGAGGUGGGGGAGGUGAACACAGCCAUCGAGCCAGAUGUUUCGAAAGCAGCACAGAACAACCAUGGCGAGGAAGACCCGCAGCCGACACCUGAUAUAGUUAGCGUCGACGGAGAACAGCCGUGGACUCCGGGGAGCGAAAUGAAUGCGGGAAGUUUUGGGGGAGUCGGAGCAGCCAUCGACGUCGCCUGCACCGGCGAUAAUCCCUUUUUGCGACCACCGACCAAAAACUCUGCGACAACGAUUUCGUCGAGUGCGAAAGUGGGGAUCAAAGUUGUCCCCGCAGUCGUGGUUCAAGAACCGGUUCUUGCGGUUCGUGCUCCGGAAGCGCUGCCAGGUCGUGUAGAGCCUGUAUCCACGGAAGAUAGUGCACCAUCUUCAAAGUCGGUGGACCAGGAAACGAAGGCUGUAGCUGGAGGAGCGGAGGAGGACAAAAACAAAAACCUCCAAGGCGGAGGACUUCUUCUACGCGAGGAAGCACAGGGCGGUAGAGACGAGCAAGAGCAGAGCGUUCUUCAUCUUCCGGAAGACAAACCUACGGACGAAAUAAAUGUUGCUUUCCCAGAGCAGCUGCAGCAGCAACAGCAAGAUCCUUGUGGUGUUGUUGGUAUGGAAAUUGUGGAAGAAACGAUUAUUGAAGAAGAAAUUUCGCCAUCGGCGUCGUCGGGUGGAGCAGUUGCUAGUGCUGUGGCAGGAGAGGAACGACAGGAUAUUAGUUGUUCAGGAUCUGCUUUGAUGUUCCCAGCGGAGGAGCAGGUACCAGCAUCUGUUGAGGUCCGGGGUGGACAAGCUGACACCGAGGACCCUGCUGCGCUUAUUGAGGAAAACAUCGUGGAGGAGGAGGUUCUUUCUCCGGUGGAAGCUGCCGCUCCUUUUGCCGCUCCUGUCUCGGUUUCCCCGGUCGUCGUGGAAGCUGCCGCUCCUGAUUCCGCUCCUGUUCUCUCGGUUUUGGCGACUGUAGCGGAAAAUGAUGUCGAAAACAAUACGUCAGCCGCGGUUCCCGCUGCAGCUUUCGUUCGCGUUGAGGCAGAAGAGGAAGUAGUAGGAGCGCAGUCCAAUAAUUCCAGUCCCUCAGCUUGUUCCAACGCCGGUGCGGUCGAGGAGAUCAAGGGUGUCAUCAAAGUCGGCGCUGCUACGAACUUGAAGGCGAAGAACGUCACGGACGAACGCAAUGAACUUGUUGUCGGCGGCACGGAAAGUAGUAGAACAAGUGGUCCAUCUCCCAUAGUACCAGAAGAUCACCCGGAACAACGGGAAGCUUCUGCAGUAGACAAAGGAGAAGUUUUGGAACAAAACACAACUCGUCCCAGUAUUUUCAAUAACCCAGGGACUACGACGGACGACAAAACAGCAACUACAAGCGAAAUAAAAAAUAGCGGCAAGUUCAAAAUACCAUCGGUUUGGCGUUUCCAGCCAGUGGUCAGCAGCACCGAGGAUUCGUCCGAUGCAGAGGAGAAGAAGAAUAAAUCCGACAUAAAGCUGUUGCAGGACGAGGAAAAAAGCCAUGCAGUCUCUCACGAUCUUCCUCCAACAGAACAAGAAGAAGUACACGAAACAGUUGAUAUGGCUCUUCACGCCACGACCAGUGAAGAUCCAAUCCCUGAAAUACAACACAGCCACGAGGACAUAAUUCCACCCCCGAGAGAAUCCGCGGCUCUGGCAGCCUGUUCUAGUACAAGUACUUGGUGUUAUUUUGAAGAGGAGCAAGAAGAGGAACCAACGGCAACCAUCCCCGAGCCCCGGGCAUCGGCCGCUCUUGCAGAGGAUCCCACGGCUGCACUCUUCGCUGCGAUGGACUUCGCGGAAGACCGGGAUGCGCGGAAAAUGAGCGGGUUUGACUAUUCGGAGGGGGUGCACGAAAUGAUGAACGGCGGCAGUUUGGGGGGCGGCGGACAUGGAAAUGGAAGUGGAACCACCAGCAGCCUGAAUAUCAUGAAUCUGCUGGGCAGCUUGGGCACAACAACAGGAACGAACUCUAUGACAACUUCAGGCGGCAAUAACAGCUUUCAAUCCAACUACAAUUCCUCCACCUACGGAGGCAAAAAUCACCAUUCUACUGCUGGUGCAACCGUCGCUGGAAAAAGCAACGCCGGGCCCUACGGAAAAGGCAACAAGAGCUGCAACAGCAGCUACAAUUCGUGGCAAAAUCAUGGCGGAGGUGGCGGUGGUAAAAAUUCCGGGACAUCUUCUACUUCGUGGUGGUGGAACAAUCCUGACAACUCGACGUCAGAGCAAUAUAAUGCCGAAGGCUCUGUUGAAAACUAUCCCCAGCCAGGAGGUAAGGGCGGGUACAACUACAACAAGGGGAACAAGAACGCUUAUUCGCACAUAAACAACUUCGGCAAGAACUACGGGGAGAACAAAGGGAGUCAGAAUUCUUACAGUGCAUCCUGGCAGCACAGCAACGAUAGCUACAAGGGUGGAAAUGAUUUCAACAACAGUAAAAUGUUCAAUAACACCUCCAAGGGGGCGUCGAUGUCGUCGACCAAGGGAAGCUAUAAUUUCCAGCAGAACAACAACAACUACAAUUACAAAGGCGGCAGUUCUUUUUCCUCCGCCUUCGACAAAAACACUGCGCAGCAGGGAAAGAGCAAUAAUAAGUCCGGUAGUUUUAUCAAUGGCACCAUGGGAAAGAACGCCAACAACUAUCAUUACGGGUUCUAUCCCGGCGGCGGGGCAAAAGGUUCGGGGAAGCCAGCGGGCCAAAUCGUCCGUGGAAAGUUCUACUGCCGGUACUGCGACUACGACUGCGGGGACAAUGAGUUCAAGUGGAAGCAUAUCCUGAGUAAAAACGUACCCACACCAGAGUCAGGAUGGGGAUUUUGCAACACAAACCUAGGAGUUUUGUGAGUCACGCAUGACAAUUUGCGCUCUGCAGUGUAGUGCAGGUUAGCAAGUGCAGCCGCGUCACAGAUUCAUCUGCUCAUCCUGUUCACAGCAUCAUAAAUUCCAAAACACGAUCGGAAAUGGCUCUCAUGGGGAUGCGCAUUAUAAGUCUUCCUGUCUUUGCAAAUCUGCAUUACAACUCUGGUGUGGGUACGUUUUUGCUCAGGAUAAAGCAGCACUGCAAGGAGCGGCACAUCCAGUGCAUCGAGUGCGGGGAAUCGCUGCCGGAGUUAUCAAAUGCAAAAAUGUCUGGGUCUGGAAGAAUGCAACUUGUCACGCUAAAUCUGAAUCAUGCAAAAAUCUGUGUUGCAUGAUUGCCACAAGUCGUCCAGUUUUGACCAAGUCGGGAUGGAGUUUCUCAUGCAGGAUAGGCACGAUAGAGAUCACACAGAAUCUGUCAUGCUAGGUCCUGCAGUCCAGACCUCGUGGGUCAUGGAAAAGCUGCAUGACAAACUUGCAUUCUUCCAGACCCAGACAUUUUUGCAUUUGAUAGGAGUACGCCAUGGAGGCGCACAUGCUCACCCACUGCGAGGACGAUGAGGAAAAGGACGAGGAACUCGAAAAGUGGAUCGCGAGCCGCAAGGCGAAGUUCCCGACGAAAAAGAGGAUCCAGGAAAAACAGGACGGCACCGUCGACGACAGCCACCUGCCAUUGAGUACGUUUUAUUAUCAUGUGGCACCGAAGAACUGCUUUGGUUUCUCUUUCUAAUGGGUGACAGUGAUUUUGAUUUAGCUGUUGUUCACCGACCUAGACACAGCAGGAGCAACAUCAAGAAGUUUAUUUUAUCAAGUAGAAGUUCGGACGUCGAAAAAUGAAUCUAUAUUGAAGUUGUAAGAAAAUAGAUGCUGCAGGAUCAUUGUGUAGUACUAACUGUGAAUAGCUGAUAGCUCUAGCGCGAAUUAAUAUUCUCUUUAUAGGUAAAAUCGAGGAGCAGCUGCGUGAGAAGAUUGAUCCGCAGCAGAAGAAAAAGCUCCGUCCCCAGGAUGACGACGAAACCGUGGAAGUGUGCCUGCAGUACGAGUACUUCCACCGCCGGUGCGGCCGCGGCAAGCAGUGCCCCUUCCGGCACCGCAGGCGGGACCCCUGGUGGAUGCAAAAAGUGGCGAACGAGGAAGAGUUUGUGUGCAACGAGGCGGAAGAGGACCAGUUGGGGCACGGAGACGGAGCGGAGAAGGGUCGUUUAGAAGUUGUUGUACUUGACGGUUAUACAGCAGGAGCAGGGAUGAACUCCGAUACCGCAGGUAGUAGUAGUUCUCCUGCUGGUGGUUGUGCUGCUGUUAAAAAUGCUGUGCCAGCAGCACCAGCUGGCGAAAAAAAAAGUGAAAUGACCACGACCGACGACCUUGCCGCUUCGGAGAAAAGCACUGAGGACGGGGGGACGCCGAAACUAGAGGUGGUUCCUGAACAAGCCGAAGAGAUCUUAACUGUAAGAAAGGAGGACGGAGGAGAAGAAGACAAGAAGGCUGGUGUCAGCAACACCGUCCUCCCUCCAAUUACAGACGAAAAGGAGACUUUUAUAGAGGGGGACAACAAAACUAAAACUACUACAGUCGAGCAGGACAAAGAGCAGACAGCUGCAACAUCAGUGGCGGAGCAGGCACAAGCCGAGCCCAUGUCGAAGUCGAAGCGAAAGCGGCUAAAAAAACAGGAAAAUAAGAAGGCCGCCGAGAAGAAGGCCGAGGCAGAAGGGAGUACAACCGAGAAUAAAACUUCCUCGUCUCUUCUAGACCCCCUCCAAGCGAGUGACAGUGGUAACAAAGUAGGAGCGCAAACCACAGAGCUCCUGCUCCAGGAAGCAACGGCGGCAGUAAAGCAGGAACAAGAGAAGACGUAUACGUUCGCCCGGGGGGUGUGCCACGCGAUGAUCCACAAGAAGAAGUGCAUGAAGGGAGAGAACUGCACGUGGUCGCACGAGCACAAACUGGUUUUGGAGGAGCGCGCCAAGUGGCGGGCCAUUUUCAAGCAGGACAAGGAGGCCGAGAAGAGGCGAAACGAGCAGCCGGCGGGGCGCAGCAGCAAGGUAAUCAAGAUGGACGACUUGUUUCGCCGCAUCGAGGACAAAGUCGACGUGUCCGACGAGGUUGUUCCCCAGGUCCACCGGUACUUCUCCUCUCUGCGCAUCAAUAAAAGCGCGGACGGGCGAAAGGUUCAAAAGAGCAACAAGCGAAAGAGGGCGGAUCGCACGAAAAAGACGGCGCGGGGUUCUUCUUCCUCAAACAGUGACGGAAGUCGGUCGGAGGGAAAUGACAGUGAAGGAGAACUAGAUAAUGGGUCUGGAGUAGAAAGCGAUGAAAAUAGUUUUUUCAGUGACAGCGACGACCUUUCGAACCUGAAGCCGAUUCGGGACGUCACGGCGAAAGUGGGGGAGCCGGACCCCUGCCGGACCGCGAAAUCCGUUAUGUUUUCGUCGCAGAUCACGUUUAAGCCCACGAAUUUGCUGAAGGCGACAGUGACGACGCGGGAGCCGGCAAAAGGCGACGAAAAUUCAUCGGGUCCGGGACAUCUUCAAAAGUCCUCCUCCACAACAGCUUCUUCUACCGGGAACAAUAAAAACAACAAAUCUGCGAAGAGCAGCAGUGCGCAACUGGAAGAGGCGCGGAGGGUGCUGGAAUUUCUGCGCAGCGGGAAAAAAUUGGAGGAAGGGCAAAUGCUAGAGAACAAGGAACUGCUGGACAUUCUGAACAACGACGAUGAGGAGGACAGCUGGGGAUAGUCGUAGUUGGGUACUAUAGGUAAAGAUAGAAUCAUGAAACUCUUCAGCUACAAGGUGCGCCGCACGACCCGGACGAUGAACUAUAGUGCAGUUACCAUGCAAAGUCGUCACACGAGGAAGAAAGUAGGAAGGGUGGAAUUGGCUACAGCUGGAUCACCUUGGCAGGAUGGGAGCCUGGCGACGAAUUUUUAUUCGAACAGCAGAAACGCGAACAAGCGACUUUGAUUCUUUUUGGCACGACGAAGAACGAACCUAGUACUUACUUCCCUUGGUCUAGUAGUACUAAGGCGCAUUUUUACGACUGAAUGAACAGGAAAACGCGAAUUGAGUGUGAAAGCGAACGCAUUUAUCUUGACGCAAAACUGCAGCUGUGAAACCGACGCAAGCGAAUUUCUAACAUCCACUGCAAAAAUUAUUGGCUCGAGAAU
Messenger RNA from Amoebophrya sp. A120, 9233 nucleotides. The record is from the annotation of a GenBank genome assembly. NCBI's taxonomy places the organism in Eukaryota, Dinophyceae, Syndiniales, Amoebophryaceae.